Messenger RNA from Manis pentadactyla (Chinese pangolin), 1585 nucleotides. It is a transcript of the gene BEST1, whose product is annotated as bestrophin 1. The record is from RefSeq and is a predicted model, not a curated record. NCBI's taxonomy places the organism in Eukaryota, Metazoa, Chordata, Mammalia, Pholidota, Manidae.
GCCAGACUAAGGAGUUUAGAUAUUAACGUGGGCAAAAGGGAGCUGCAGACAGUCAGUUGAGCUGCGCCAGCAGGGAUUAAUUGCAAGGUGCAGAUGGGUCAGGAGGAAGGUGAGUCAGGGUAUUGUGAGGAACGCUGUGUCCCUGGCCUGGGCCAGGUGGAGAGGGAAGGGGUGAGGAAGGAAGGCCAGGUUCGGCCUCUGUUCCCCCACUCAGCCCUGAGUCUCCUGCUUCUUUCCAAUCUGCACAAGGAACAGAUGGAGUUUCAGCCAAAUCAGGAGGAGGAGCAGGAGUCACAGGGCAUCUUUGGCCACUUCCUAGGGCUGCAGUCCCAUGGUCACCAUCCUCUCAGGACAAACUCGAAGAGCAAACCAGGUCCAAGAAAGAAGUCCCUUCUCCACGAGGGCAAGCCCAAGAACCUUGGGGGAACCGGACACAACCCUUGGGACCAGGAAGACAGCAAGGCCUGGGAGCUUACGGAGGAGGAUGCCUUCAAGUCCGCUGCACUGUAUGGGAGGUCAGGCUCAGUGCCCCGGACACCCCUCAGCCCCACCCUGUGGUCUUCCCACCCGGACAGCCAGCGGCCUCAGGUCUCGGCAGAGCCUCAGGCAGGGAUGGCACUGUCAAACGCCAAAGCCUAUACCACCUGUGGCUCCUGGGACCCGAAGUUUGAAUUGCUCCCACAGUGCUGGGGCCUCAACAGAGCACCCAGAAUUGGGUCACAUGAAAACUCGUUUAAUUUGACGGACAUGCCAGAGGCCCCUGAACAUCUUAGAGAGCCACAUUUGGAACAACUGACCAUCAGCAUACGCACUAUACUCAAGGCUCUUGUAGAUCCUCAUUGGGCCUUGGAAAGCAAGUCUUCCACCCAAACCAGGGUCACCAGGUUCCCCCCAUGGGUGGCACCCGCCACUUCCCUUGCUCUGAGCCUACCAUUCCUCGUGAGUUUCCAAUGGUCCUGUCGCUGCCUGAACAUGAUGGAUCUACACCCAGCGCUGGCUUGGGGCACACACCUCGCUGCCUAAGCAGGAGUCCUAGGGAGGUGUUGGGGAUGUUCGCUCUUCACCCAAGAGCCCGACAUCCCCAGGAAGACUUCCCUGGGACCCAGGUGAAGAUGAGGUGGCCCCGACAGGACCAAUGCUGGACAAAGGGCUGGCAGGCGAGACCUAAGACGGCGGACAGAUGGUAUCCCCAGGCCCAGCUCUCAGCACAGGCAGCAGACCCAAAACCAUAGGGCAGAACUCAACCUCACCACCAAGGCUUAGCAUGUGAACGCUCCCCCAUAUACUCACCGGGGUCCUGAAACACCCCUGGGAAUUGGCAGAUGGCACCAGGAGGGUGUCUAGGUCCUUUGGGGUAUCUUACUGCUUUGGGAACCUCACUUCAAUGUGCUCUUCCUGCUUCCUUGGGGUCAGUCCAAAGCUGUCAUGAAACCACCAGACAUUUCCCUUUAUUCCAGAUUUCAUGGUCACUCACUGGAUUAGACCCACCCCACCACAACCCAAUCUUGUGGGAAGUGUAACUUCUUGUUUCUAUGUUUUCAGGCAGUUACUUCUGUCAGUACAACUUCGUGAUUGAAAACUUACA